Messenger RNA from Salvia hispanica, 1100 nucleotides. RefSeq names its product bidirectional sugar transporter SWEET4-like. NCBI's taxonomy places the organism in Eukaryota, Viridiplantae, Streptophyta, Magnoliopsida, Lamiales, Lamiaceae. Gene Ontology annotation, molecular function: sugar transmembrane transporter activity. The record is from RefSeq and is a predicted model, not a curated record. Gene Ontology annotation, biological process: carbohydrate transport. Gene Ontology annotation, cellular component: membrane.
UAGAUUGUUGAAAAGAGAAAACGGAACACUUGUUUAUGAAGAACAUACAAGAGAAGCAUCCCAUUGCGCCUCUCAUGUACACACCGACCUCUAUUUGUCCUAGACCUCGACAAACUUUCUCGUUUCUAUUUCGAUUUAGGAAAAUAAUUUCGUCGUUGUCCGCCAAGAAAAGCUAACAAAUAAGGAACCGGAGCCAUGAUUUCUAAAGACGAUGCUCGUACUAUCGUUGGCAUUCUAGGGAAUAUCAUAGCUGGCUCACUAUUUCUCUCCCCUUUGCCAACAUUUUACGCAAUAUGGAAGAAAAAGGCGGUGGAGCAAUACUCAGCAUUACCAUACCUAGCGACCUUCUUUAACUGCGGGCUUUGGGUACUAUACGGGCUGCCUAUGGUCAAACCCAACAGCACGCUGGUUCUGACCAUUAACGGCGCCGGUUUUGCAAUCGAGAUCGUCUACUUGUCUCUCUUCCUAAUCUACUCCGUCCCCAUGAAGCGUCUUCGCUUGGUGGCGGUGGUGGUGGCGGAGUGCUUCUUCUUGGCAGCGCUCGCCCUCUGCGCCCUCCUUCUCCUUAAAAAACCGAAGACCCGCUCUGACAUCAUCGGCAGCAUCUGCAUGGCCGGCAACAUCAUGAUGUAUGCCGCCCCUUUAUCCGUAAUGAAACUUGUGAUCGCGACUAAGAGCGUGGAGUUCAUGCCUUUCUUCAUCUCGUUCUUCUCCUUCAUCAACGGCUUGUGCUGGACGACUUACGCGCUUUUGAAAUUCGAUGCUUUCAUUCUUGUGCCGAAUUCGAUAGGAUCGGCGCUGGGGUUUGUGCAGCUGGUGUUAUACGCGAGCUUCUACAAAUCGACGCAGAGGAUUUUGGCGCAGAGAAAAGCGCAGGGAGGGGAUGUGAACUUGGCAAAAAUUGAUGCUGAGCGGAACCCCAACGGCGACGUUUUGAAUGGAGUUUGAUUUUAUUUGAUUAUCCAUUUUCUAUUUAUAUUUCUUUCAUUUCUGUUUUUGCUCAAUGUCGCGGUUGCUAAGCAAUCGUGAUCUGCUAUUGUAUCGAUUUCCAAGUUGUGUGCUCAUUUUGCGUAAAUAAAAUGUAUAUAUAUAUGGUGGUA